Motacilla alba alba is the source of this 1310-nucleotide messenger RNA. It is a transcript of the gene SNX22, whose product is annotated as sorting nexin 22. The record is from RefSeq and is a predicted model, not a curated record. The transcript is spliced from 6 exons. Lineage: Eukaryota; Metazoa; Chordata; Aves; Passeriformes; Motacillidae. Bases 389 to 1063 code for a protein of 224 amino acids. Gene Ontology annotation, molecular function: phosphatidylinositol phosphate binding.
CCGUGUUGUGGCGGGACAGAGGUGACCUUGGACGCUGCUCUGGCCACCUGUCCCCGCUCUUGAUUAGGCUUUGGCUCUCUGCCUUCCCUCCAGUGGAAGCCGUUUUUAGGAUCUGAGCUCAGCGGGGCUCUGUAGCGAUCCCACUUUGUGGCAUUCCGCAGAAAUCCCCGGUGGAGCUCUUCGGGCUGCGGUGCUCCUGCCCCCCCUUACCCGGGGCCAGGUUACCCCUUCCCCCCUUCCCAGCCUCGCGUGUGCGCUUUAUCAAAACCGAUACCCGUUCAAAAAGAGAAAAGGCAGCUUGGGCCGACUUCCCUCUUUCCUUUCCCCUUGUCCUUGUCAACCGGCUCCCUCCGCCCGCGCUGCUCUGGGGCCGCAGGAUCGCCCCGGGAUGGCGGGGGGCCGUGACCCCGCCGCGGGCUCCCGGGGCGCUCCCCGCCCGCUCCCGGCGCGCCCCGCCCGCGGCGCCGCCGUGCCCCGGGCCAUGAUCGCCGUCUCCAUCCCCGCGGCGGAGCCCUCGGCGGCGGCAAGCAGCCCCGAGCGGGCGCACACGGUGUUCCGGGUGGAGGUGCUGUGCAAUGGCCGGCGGCACACGGUGACCAAGCGCUACAGCGAGUUCCAGGCACUGCACAAGCGGAUCAAGAAGACCUGCAAGGUCCCCGACUUCCCCCCACGCCAUGUCCCCAACUGGAUGCCCAAAGCGCUGGAGCAGCGCCGGCAGGGCCUGGAGGUCUACCUGCAGGGUGUGCUGCACCACAACGAGGAGCUGCCCCAGGACAUCUUGGACUUCCUGAAGGUGCGGCGGUGCCAGCAGAGCCCCAAGGCCAGCAGCCCCCCCACCAGACUCCUGCCCUCCCAGCGCCCCAUUAUCGGCUUCUGCUCGGAUCCCUACGUGCGGCCACACGGCACCGAGCUGCUCCCCAACACCGUCCUCUGUGGGGUCCUGCAGGGCCUCUACCUCCCCCUGAGCUGUGUCCCCGGCCCAGCAGCACCCCCAGCCUCUGGAAUGAUGAGUUCCACACAGAACACAGACAUGCAGUGGGGAGAGAAAGGAUCCUUGUGGUGAAAUUCACUCCUCCCUGCUGGGAGAAGCCAAAGGGAUGUUGGGAACUGCUCUCCCACCACCAUGCAAAGUGCCUUUGUUGGCAGAGCAGGAGCUCUGCCUUCCCCCCUGCUGUUGUGGGCUGGCAGUAUGAGCCUUUGGAUGCUGAAUGGUGCUGGAAAACCUCUCUGCAUCCAGGCUUUGGUGCAAUAAAUCUCCUGGAUUUGACUGUGCUGUACUGUGGAAUUCUGCAAAGCAAACCCAGCGCCAA